Molecule: messenger RNA, 348 nt
Organism: Ustilaginoidea virens
Lineage: Eukaryota; Fungi; Ascomycota; Sordariomycetes; Hypocreales; Clavicipitaceae
Exons: 3
Coding region: 1-348 (115 amino acids)
Biological process (GO): transcription initiation at RNA polymerase II promoter; RNA polymerase II preinitiation complex assembly
Cellular component (GO): transcription factor TFIIA complex
Molecular function (GO): RNA polymerase II general transcription initiation factor activity; TBP-class protein binding
Source: RefSeq, a predicted model, not a curated record
AUGGCGUCCGGAGCCCAGUCGUACUACGAGCUCUACCGUCGAAGCAGCAUCGGACUCGCCCUGACGGACACCCUCGACGAUCUCAUCAGCGAAGAGCGCAUCAACCCGCAGCUUGCCAUGAAGAUUCUGGGCAACUUUGACCAGGCAAUCACCGAGGCGCUGCAGAAGGGCGUCAAGAGCCGGCUGCAGUUUAAGGGAAGCCUCGACACGUACCGGUUCUGCGACGAGGUGUGGACCUUUUUGAUCAAGAACGUGACGUUCAAGAUGGACAAUGGGAGCCAGUCCGUGUACGCGGACAAGGUCAAGAUUGUCAGCUGCAACGCCAAGAAGCCUGGAGAGGGGCCGUGA